CAUAGACCGCUACAGUGCUCCAAUAAACAGUUAGUGUGCAACAGUAAUGUGAUUGAUGGACAUCUGGUUCGUUGCCGUGAAGACUUGGUUUGUAGUCGUCGUCGCAUCGAUCACGAAUUCACCAACCAUUAUUUCUCUAUAGUUGCUAGCAAGCAGCAACGCAUAACUGCCUCUGUCAAAUCAUUUUUCUCGGUGUCACCAAUGGCUUCGACAGAGCUACUGCUUCUCAUGGCCAUGGCGAUCCACGGCGGCAGUACUGCGUGGUGCUUCGCGUCGGAUACCAUCUCCGCCAGCUCCCCCAUCUCCGGUGACCGGACCGUCGUGUCGAGAGGCGGCAAAUUCGAGCUGGGCUUCUUCAGUCCCGCUGGCGGCGGCGGCAGCAACUACUACGUGGGGAUCUGGUACAAGAAGGUCGUGUCGCAGCGCACGCCCGUGUGGGUCGCCAACAGGGCCGCGCCGGUCGCCGACCCGGCGUCCUCUCGGCUCGCCGUGGCGGCGGACGGCAACCUCGUGCUCACCAACGAAGCCGGCAAGCUCGUCUGGUCCUCAAACAUCAGCUCCGCCAGCAGCUCGAACGGCGCCGCCGCCGUGGCUGUGAUAUUGGACACCGGGAACCUCGAGCUCCGGCGCGAGAGCGGCGAGGUUCUGUGGCAGAGCGUGGAGCACCCAACUGACACGUGGCUCCCUGGAGUCCGCCUUGGCAUGAACAAGAUCACCGGCGAAGUGCAGGGGCUGGUUUCUUGGAAGAACGCCGGCGACCCGGCUCCCGGCAUGUUCACCUUGGGGAUCGACCCCAACGGGAGCAGCCAGUACUCCACAAAAUGGAACAGGACCGUGACUUUCUGGAGCAGCGGCGAGUGGAAAGACGGCGUGUUCGCCGGGAUCCCGGAGAUGAUAUCGCACGACAAGUACGACUUCGAGUUCGUGUCCGGCAAGAACGCCAGCUACUUCACCUACUCCCUGCAGGACCCCACGGUGAUCUCCAGGCUAGUCCUGGACGUCUCCGGUCAGGUGAGGCAGAUCAUGUGGUCGCCGUCCGCCGACGAGUGGAUGAUCAUCUGGACGGAGCCGCACCGACUGUGCGACGUCUACGCCGUCUGCGGCCCGUUCGGCGUCUGCAACGGGAAGAGCGAGCCCUACUGCAGCUGCCCCGCCGGCUUCCGUCCCUCCUCCGCGGGGGACUGGGAGCUAGGGGAUCACUCCCAUGGCUGCCGCCGGAACAAUCCCCCUCGGUGUGACGACGGUGGCGUGAACAGCAGCAGCUUGGUGCACGGCGACGGCGACGGCGACGGCGACGCCUUCUUGCCGGCGCCAGGCGUUUCUCUACCGAGAAACUCAUCGUCUGCGCAGGCAUCAAGCGCUCGAGACUGCGAGUUGGCUUGCUUGAGGAGCUGCAACUGCACCGCGUACUCUUACGGCAGUCAGUGCUCUGUGUGGUACGGCGGCUUGCUCAACUUGGAGGACACGGGCGGCAUGGAUGAUGACCUUUACCUCCGGGUGUCCGCCAUGGACGUGCCCUCCUCGAGAGGCCGUAAGAGAACGGCCGUCUUCGUUGCCAUUGCCGCGGUUGCGUCGAUCCUAGCCUUGUCUAUCAUCGUGUUCGGGGUUGUUAGUGUUGGAACUCUGAUGGUGUCCAGAUAUCUAACAAUUAGAAUGUAUAGGAAACGGCAGAGGAGCAGAACAUUCCUGCAGGCAGCAUCAGAAGGCGGCAACCUUGUGGCGUUCAAGUACGGCGACGUGAGGAGGGCGACCAGGAACUUCUCGGAGAAGCUCGGUGGCGGCGGCUUCGGAUCGGUGUACAAGGGGACGCUGCCCGGAGGCCGGGUGGCCGUCGCGGUGAAGAAGCUCGAGUGCCGCCUCUGCGUGGGGGAGAAGCAGUUCCGGAACGAGGUGCGCACCAUCGGCGUGAUCCAGCACGUCAACCUCGUCCGCCUCCGCGGCUUCUCCUCCCGCGGCAGCGAGCGGCUGCUCGUCUACGACCACAUGCCCAACGGCUCGCUGGACAAGGCGCUCUUCGGGGGCGCGGCGGCGCCGGCAUUGAGCUGGCGUGCGAGGUUCCAGAUCGCGCUCGGCGCGGCGCGGGGCCUGCUCUACCUCCACGAGGGGUGCCGGGACUGCAUCAUCCACUGCGACAUCAAGCCGGAGAACAUCCUGCUCGACAAGGAUCUCGUGCCCAAGGUUGCCGACUUCGGCCUCGCGAAGCUGCUGGCGAGGGACUUCAGCAGGGUUCUCACCACGGUGCGGGGCACCAUCGGGUACCUCGCGCCGGAGUGGAUCUCCGGCGUGCCGAUCACCGCCAAGGCCGACGUGUACAGCUACGGGAUGGUGCUGCUGGAGAUCGUCUCCGGCCGCCGGAACGCCCGGUGCUGGCCGGCCACGGAACAGGACCCGUCGCUGUCGGGGUACUUCCCGCUGGUGGCCGCGAGGAAGGUCAGCCAAGGGGAGGCGCUCGACGGGCUGCUGGACGAGCGGCUGCACGGCGACGCGGACCCGCAGGAGCAGGAACGCGCGUGCAGGGUGGCCUGCUGGUGCGUGCAAGACGACGAGGCGCGCCGGCCGACAAUGGAGCAGGUGGUGCAGGCGCUGGAGGGGGUCGUCGCCGUGGACGUGCCGCCGGUUCCGACGUCGUUGCAGGCCUUGGCCCAAGAUUCCGGCUUUCUGAUGAGUGCGCGUACCAGGGCAUACCUUUGAUGACUUAUCGCGAUCACAUCUACAGGACAGUUCUUAGUUUGGCGCUAGCUAGCCCU
Messenger RNA from Panicum virgatum (switchgrass), 2747 nucleotides. Its product is annotated as G-type lectin S-receptor-like serine/threonine-protein kinase At2g19130. NCBI's taxonomy places the organism in Eukaryota, Viridiplantae, Streptophyta, Magnoliopsida, Poales, Poaceae. The record is from RefSeq and is a predicted model, not a curated record. The transcript is spliced from 3 exons. Gene Ontology annotation, molecular function: ATP binding; protein serine/threonine kinase activity. Gene Ontology annotation, biological process: recognition of pollen; protein phosphorylation. Bases 202 to 2691 code for a protein of 829 amino acids.